GCCCUCGCCCCCCCCGCCGAGGGGUCUCCUCCCCAGAGCUCGCUCCCCGCCCCCUCACCAGGCGGCGGCGACGGCGGCGCAGGGGAAGGGGCGGGCAGGGGCCGGCUCUCUCCUCCCACCGCGCUCCCGCCGCACACGCUUCCCGGCACCGAGCGAGCGAGCGGCGGCGAGGCGGUGCGGGCCUGCCCCGCUUCCUUCUCGCCGCCGGCGCAGUUCUCGGGCGGGCGCUCGCCGCGAUGGCCCGGGCCGAGCGGGGCUGAGCCCGCGCCCGCCCGCCCGCCCGCCCGCCGGCCCGCCGGCCCAGCCAUGGCGAAGCAGUACGAUGUGCUGUUCCGGCUGCUGCUCAUCGGGGACUCCGGGGUAGGCAAGACCUGCCUGCUGUGUCGCUUCACCGACAACGAGUUCCACUCCUCGCACAUCUCCACCAUCGGUGUUGACUUUAAGAUGAAGACCAUAGAGGUAGAUGGCAUCAAAGUACGGAUACAGAUUUGGGACACAGCGGGGCAGGAGAGAUAUCAGACCAUCACAAAGCAGUACUAUCGACGGGCCCAGGGAAUAUUUUUAGUCUACGACAUUAGCAGCGAGCGCUCUUACCAGCACAUCAUGAAGUGGGUCAGUGAUGUGGAUGAGUAUGCACCAGAAGGUGUCCAGAAGAUCCUUAUAGGGAAUAAGGCUGAUGAAGAGCAGAAACGGCAGGUGGGGAGAGAGCAAGGGCAGCAGCUGGCUAAAGAGUAUGGCAUGGACUUCUAUGAAACAAGUGCCUGCACCAACCUCAACAUUAAAGAGUCCUUCACGCGCCUGACCGAGCUGGUGCUGCAGGCCCACAGGAAGGAGCUGGAAGGUCUGCGGACACCCGCCAGCAAUGAGUUGGCCCUGGCGGAGCUAGAGGAGGAUGAGGGCAAACCCGAGGGCCUGGAGAACUCUUCGAAAACCUGCUGGUGCUGAGC
Messenger RNA from Kogia breviceps (pygmy sperm whale), 947 nucleotides. RefSeq names its product RAB15, member RAS oncogene family (gene RAB15). Gene Ontology annotation, biological process: Rab protein signal transduction. The record is from RefSeq and is a predicted model, not a curated record. Gene Ontology annotation, molecular function: GTPase activity; GTP binding. Lineage: Eukaryota; Metazoa; Chordata; Mammalia; Artiodactyla; Physeteridae.